AUGGCGACGUUGGGAACUCUGGAGGUGCUCCUUGCCAACGCAGAAGACCUUCACAAUACUAACUUUCUAUUUAAGAUGAACCCUUACGUCAUCGUGAAAUGCCAAAACCAGGAGCACAAAAGCAAAGUUGCAUCCAAAGAAGGCAGCAAUCCGGAAUGGAAUGAGACGUUUGUUUUUAAGCUGUCAGAAGGGGCUUCUGAUCUGACUAUCAGAAUAAUGGACAAGGAUACAUUUAGUGCGGAUGAUUUCGUUGGAGAAGCGAAAAUUCCAUUGGAGGGAGUGUUGAUGGAAGGAAGCGUCCCCCCUACACCUUAUAACGUAGUUCUCAUUGACCAGACUUACUGUGGGGAGAUCAAAGUGGGUCUCACCUUCACUCCCAAGGAAGAGUGUUAUGAAGAAGAGGAGGUGGAAGGAGGCUGGAAAGAAGGAUCUCUAUGA
Molecule: messenger RNA, 438 nt
Organism: Cryptomeria japonica (Japanese cedar)
Lineage: Eukaryota; Viridiplantae; Streptophyta; Pinopsida; Cupressales; Cupressaceae
Product: elicitor-responsive protein 3-like
Exons: 5
Coding region: 1-438 (145 amino acids)
Source: RefSeq, a predicted model, not a curated record